Ornithodoros turicata is the source of this 3658-nucleotide messenger RNA. RefSeq names its product tetratricopeptide repeat protein 27-like. Gene Ontology annotation, molecular function: protein binding. The record is from RefSeq and is a predicted model, not a curated record. The transcript has a single exon. Bases 153 to 2642 code for a protein of 829 amino acids. NCBI's taxonomy places the organism in Eukaryota, Metazoa, Arthropoda, Arachnida, Ixodida, Argasidae.
UGAACCUCGUUUCUCACCGACUUCCGUUGCUUCCGUUUUAUGGCACGUGUUUGAUUCUCGUGGUUUUCAGGCGCAAUGCGGGAACCAUCGUGUUUUGUGUCGGAUAGUGAGUAAGUUGAUGUGAAUGGUAUGAUGUCAUCUGCAUCCUAAUCAUGCACUGUAACACUAUGCUCGAUGAGGUAGAGCACUUUGCUCUGGACGUGAGGUUAGACAUAGUUCUCUCCAAACCGAAAGAGACAUCAGGCGAGAACAGUGACCACGACCUCCUCUGGUUUUUAGUGGAGAGCAUCGUAGCCGGCAAAAGCGACGACAUAUUUACAGAUCCCCGCGUGAAAGAAAUUCUUUCGUGCUCAUCUUCAACGAAUGUUUUCGAUGAUAUCAGGGAACGUGUGUGUUCGUAUGUCAAGUGCGGUGAUCGUUGCCGACAUGUUAUUGCUCUGCUGAUUGGUAUAUCGACGCUUAAGCUCUUCAUAAGAAGCAACUGGACCGGCCCAGCUUUGAAGGAUCGUGUUGAGGAGCAACUCUUCGCGAAUGUUGAAAAUGAGAGCGAAUUUUUCGACUGUUGCGUCAAAGCGUUGGAGGUUGGUGGUGAACCGGCUUAUCACCUGGUCAGCAACCCGGCGUUACUCGUCCUAGCCAAUAUUCUUCUAGUGGAAGCACGCGCAUUCAGUUCAGCGCAAACGGCAUCCUUGUGGGCUUGCAGGUGCGCGUACAUUCACCAAUUAGUUUUACUUGAACGUUGUUCUGGCCUGUACUGUUUAAUAAAAGAAAACCUGGAAUGGCUGGAAACGCAGAAAUUCUUCCAAGAAGGUCCGGCAACAGGAAUGCAGUUUCUAAUGGAGGCAGCCAUGUACCAUCUUCACUACUUCGAAGUGACCAAAGCACAGUCAUACCUCGACAGAGCAAAGCAGCUCUGCCACGCCGAGUUUGAACUUACAGGCGCUCUCGGGAAGCGAACCUACCACCAGCAGACGUCACUUCCGCAGCUCAUUCUGAGCACCCGGCGUUGUGGUGACGUUAUCGGUUCAUCAACUGAGCAGCAUUGCCCACUUCGUGAACUCCCGAAAGAUGUUACGCUGAAAGACGACACCAUUAUGAACGAGAUAAAGUUCAGUGAUGAACUGCCCGUGGAAUGCACCUUGACUGCCGAGGAACAGUGUCUGAUCUUGGCGAUGUGCAUGUUCAAGAAAAGCAUCGGUUCGCCCGAACCCCUUCGGGACGAAGAAAUGACGGCUUACAUUGCCAAGAUAACGAGCGAUCCAAAAGUUUGGUCCGUGCACUUCAGCGCCCUCUUUCACAGGUCGAGAUUAGAAAGCAAGAACAGUCGAAGAGUGGAGAGGGCAAUGUCUCAGUUGCAGUGCCUAGUGGAUGCCGUCAAAAGCGAAGUCCCCACUGCGGAGCAGCGACAGCGCUUGUUUUUCUGCACGGCGCUCCCAGCAACGUGGAACGUGGAGAAAGAGCUCGGCCAUCUCUUCUUCACUCUCGGAGCCACCAAGAGUGCGCUCGACCUGUUCCUCAAGUACGAGCUGUGGGAAGAAGUCGUGGUGUGUUACAUCCAGGUCGGACGUCGUGACCGUGCCGAAGCCGUCGUUCGAGAACGCCUCCAGGUGGAGGAAACCGCGUUGCUGUAUUGCCUUCUCGGCGAUGCGACUGAUGAACCUGCGCACUACCUCAAAGCUUGGGAAGCAUCCGGCGAGAAGAGCGCACGCGCACAACGAUCGCUCGGAAUGCAUUACUAUCGCAAGAAAGAAUACGAACGAGCGAUACCGCACCUCGAAAAAUCGCUGGAGAUCAACAGCUUGCAGAUGGCUGCGUGGUUUUCACUCGGUUAUGCGGCGUUACAGGCUCAGAACUUCGAGCUCUCGGUGAAGGCGUACAAGAGGGUUGUCAACAUUGAUCCCGAUAACUACGAGGCUUGGAACAACAUGGCGAACGCUUACAUUCGUAUGGGAGAUAAACAGAAGGCGUGGAAGGUUCUUAAGGAGUCACUAAAGUGCAACUACGAAGACUGGCGUGUGUGGGAGAACUAUCUUCUAGUCUCUGUCGACGUUGGUGCCUUCGAAGAGUGCAUUCAUGCGUGGCACAGGAUGAUUGACAUUAAAGGGAAGCACGCCGAUUCGAAAGUGGCGCGCAUUCUCGUCAGGGCCGUGUUGGAAGACGUUGUGGGCAUGACGGGAAGCUCCGCGCGGAGCUUGAGGAAGAAACUGUCGGAGCUCUUCAGCAGGGUGACUUCCGGAAUCACGAACGACGCCGACAUGUGGCAUUGCUACGGUGCGCUCUACGCGAUUCCCGACAAGGAUGGGGUCAAGGAGGAAGACGUUGAAAAGAUGUUACAAUACUAUCAGAAGUCUCAUCGCUGCCUCACGCACAAGCCCAAGUGGGAAAGGGACCUUGAAUCGUGUUGCGAGGUGCUAGAAAAGUCCAGGGAGAUUGUUGAAGCCUGUGUAAGCGGGACCAAAGAUAUGGCGGAUGCAACAAAAAGACAGCAGCUGUUGUCGACUGUGAGGAUAACGAUACGCGGAACGCUGUCCGUGGUGAAGGCAUUCGAAAGAAACUAUGUACCAGAUCAGAUGGAACAAAUUGGGCCUCUCGUAGAACUUGUUGAUGCGAAGCUCGAUGAACUUGCGCUGAUGCUGGCAUAGAUGUUGUGUGUCAGACGUUUGCGAGCUAAACGUGAAGGUUGAAAUAUCCGUUCAGGCGCUUUACUAUAAAGUCGGUGCCACGAAUAUAAUGUUUUUGCUCACAGAUUUGCAGUAUAGUGCCGUCUCCAUUCAAAUUUUCACAGACAUAUGUGGAUGCCAUCUCGAUUACAGCACACUUCAACCAUGUGUGUAUAUGCAGCAGAGAGAUUCUGUAAUCAGGUAGAUAAGGUGAUAAAUGCAAGCUCAUUGUUUGUUAUUUUGCUUUGUGGACCUGGUCUCCUUCGGCCUCCCGUGUUGCGUUGGGAAAGCACACUGUCAAGCUCGGGCUCACUUAUGCGUAGCUCAACCAAUGGUGUCAACUGGGAAAAGGAAGCUUAAAGUUUAAGCACAAACUAGGACCUAAACUGAAGGUAUGCGAAAGCUGUCACAUACCUUCUUGUCAUGUUUAGAGUCACUCUGCAAAGUAUUUCAAUAGAUGAUUUCAGGAAGGCCCACUGCUCUCUGCGUGUGCAUUGCAUCCUGGGAGAUUGUUGUCAUGAGGAAGGAAGAACAGUUCUCCAUGCUUCGUUUUCAAUGACCUUGACACCUCAUGGCCUAUUGCCCAAGAGAGGAGAAACCGAAAGAGUUUGGAGACCUUUUCCUCCUUUCUUCUAACCAAGUUCCCAUAGUUCAUAGUGGUGCUAAGCCCUCUGGAAGUUUCUGAUGUUGUCUGUUAGGGACAAGACUUGUGGAUUACGUUCUACAGUAUCUUAAAACACUGCUCAGUCACCUUUAUCUCGGCUUUAUACCCUUCGGUAGAUGGGACAUACCCCUGACCUUGACACACUUGAGUCGUGCGUACUCUUGUGGCACUACAGCAUACUAAAAUUAGUACUGUUAAAAAUUAUGGUCACUGAUAAUGAUUCUGGUAGCAUGUAACUUUGUGUGUGACUUGAAAAUACAUUAUGGAUAGGACUUACAUGUACAAGUUACAGCUGUUGAUUAUGAGAACAAAUAUAUUCAUGUUUCCAGCCCAA